AUGUGCAGCGGUGCCGACGGCGGCCCCUGGCCCCCCAAAGACGCGCCUAAUGUGACCGUCGCCGCCCUGGACCACUAUCGACUGCAGCUAUACAACUACGCCGUGGUGGAGCGGCUGCGACUUUACCCACCGGCGCCGUGCUACGCGCCCUACGCACCGCGCCUCGCGCUCUCCAUGUCCCUGCUGCAGCAGCGCGCGCUGCAGCCCGAGGAGCCCAAACCCCAGCACAGCUACAUCGGCCUCAUCGCCAUGGCCAUUCUCAGUUCGCCAGAUCGAAAGCUUGUGCUCUCCGACAUCUAUCAGCACAUCCUGGACAACUAUCCCUACUUCCGUACCAGAGGGCCCGGCUGGCGCAACUCUAUCAGACACAAUUUAUCCUUAAACGAUUGCUUCGUGAAAGCAGGCAGAUCAGCAAAUGGAAAGGGACAUUACUGGGCGAUUCACCCGGCGAAUAUCGAGGACUUUCGAAAAGGUGAUUUCCGACGACGCAAGGCGCAGAGAAAAGUAAGAAAACACAUGGGACUGGCGGUCGACGACGAUGGCGAGGACUCUCCGUCUCCGCCACCGCAGUCACCGCCGCCGACAACACUGCCCCUUCCGUUCUGGGGCGGCGGGCGGCUGCCCGGGGUUGGAGUGGCUCGGAAACGGCAAUUCGACGUAGCUUCGCUUCUGGCGCCCGACGAGGCUCCGGAGAAGCGACGGCGGGACAGCAGCGGCGAGGAGGAGGUGGAGGAAGACAUCGACGUGGUGGCGAGCGACCAGGAGGAAAGAGUAGAGGAGGAGUCCCGGGCGCCGCUGACGCCGGCCGCGCAGUACCCGCUGCUAGGCGCCUGGUGGCCGGCCCUAGACCCCGCGCUGUUGCACCAGCUACGCCGGCACUAUGUACCCCACACGCAGUCGGUUCCCAUGCCGCAGAGCUCGAUAAGCCCCGUAGAUCAACACAGGCCGCCCGAUACUUAAACGGUGAAGGUGAAAUUACGCUGCAGCGUUGUACAUUAUGUGAAUAUUCAGUAUUAUCUCCCCGGUGGCACUGAUCAGUGUUA
Papilio machaon (common yellow swallowtail) is the source of this 1043-nucleotide messenger RNA. RefSeq names its product forkhead box protein L1 (gene fd102C). NCBI's taxonomy places the organism in Eukaryota, Metazoa, Arthropoda, Insecta, Lepidoptera, Papilionidae. Gene Ontology annotation, molecular function: DNA-binding transcription factor activity, RNA polymerase II-specific; RNA polymerase II cis-regulatory region sequence-specific DNA binding. The record is from RefSeq and is a predicted model, not a curated record. Gene Ontology annotation, biological process: regulation of transcription by RNA polymerase II; cell differentiation; anatomical structure morphogenesis. The transcript has a single exon. The coding region runs from base 1 to 960 and encodes 319 amino acids.